AUGACCGCUAUCGGCUGCUGUACUGCAGAUCGCCCUGUGGAAGCCGCCACAGGGCGAAUUGGCACAAUCGCCGAGCGGGCUUACGCCCGUAGUUCCCCAGCAUUCUUGCGCAUCCAAUCUUCAAUGCCUGCGCAUCGCCCAAUCGCUUGCGCGCAUCUCCUCCGUGGGAUCCGCGCCAACACAGCUCGUUCACCUGGACGAGUGUCGCAACAUGGACGCAGUCUGGCAACGCCAGCCACCCCUCCGCAAGCUCCUAAACAUGCCCCAAUACGCCCGCAAGGGUCGCAUUCUCGUUUACGGAGCUUGAAUGACCGGCUACCGCGUUUUCUCCGGAAAUAUACAACUCCACUUCUGGGAGCGCCGGUCACUCAUGUGACCUCGUUUCUCAUUCUGCAUGAGAUAACCGCGAUACUGCCACUUUUUGGCCUAGUGGCUGCCUUCCACUACGGCGUGUGGAUGCCAGAUUUGAGAUCAGAGUCCGAGUCGGGAGAGAGCAGCGCAUUUGAUCAGGGGGUCAAACGGUUUGGUCGUUGGCUGGGAAAGAAGGGUUGGGUGGAAGAGUCAGAUGUCAAAACAGUCACCGAGCAUGAAGUCACGGGCGUGAAUAUCAAGGAACAAGCGGGCGUGCGACUCGUGCUGGAGUUCGCGACGGCUUAUGCCAUCACCAAGGCAUUGUUGCCGGUACGGCUUGCAGCAAGUGCGUGGGCUACACCGUGGUUUGCAAGAACGAUCCUGACACCAACCACCAACAUGGCCAAAAAACUGUUUGGCAAAAGCUGA
Messenger RNA from Penicillium oxalicum, 780 nucleotides. RefSeq lists its product as uncharacterized. Gene Ontology annotation, cellular component: mitochondrion. The transcript has 3 exons. The coding region runs from base 1 to 780 and encodes 259 amino acids. Lineage: Eukaryota; Fungi; Ascomycota; Eurotiomycetes; Eurotiales; Aspergillaceae. The record is from RefSeq and is a predicted model, not a curated record.